Suillus clintonianus is the source of this 1457-nucleotide messenger RNA. RefSeq lists its product as uncharacterized. The record is from RefSeq and is a predicted model, not a curated record. NCBI's taxonomy places the organism in Eukaryota, Fungi, Basidiomycota, Agaricomycetes, Boletales, Suillaceae. The transcript is spliced from 2 exons. Bases 357 to 1391 code for a protein of 344 amino acids.
UAUUGACGGGACACCAAAUGAGUUUGCUCUUCACAAUACUAAAUGCGAUGAUGAGGAUGAUGAGGAGCUGGAUACUAUGAAAUUCGAAGGUGUGCUCUCACUUACGUCGCUUUGUGUGCAUGGAUGACAACCUCUGUCGCGCAAGGAGAAAGCGUAGUUCGAGGAACGGGUGAGGGACUUUCCGUGUGACUUUGGAUGGGGGGAGGUGGGUAUGCGUGGAUCGGUCGGGGGAAAAAAAAUUGCUCAAGGACAGUGGAAUUUGCCCAGGAACACAUCAACUCAGUAAUGGAUCAUGUGAUGUGGUGAUUGUGGCCUGGCCGGUGGCCCUUGUUUACGCUCCGACCGGUCCACAAUUCAUGAGGCAAGUAUUAAAGGCAGGGUUCCUUCAAACCAGCUUCGCAUCUUACUCGCACGUCAUGAAGCCUAUUACCACAUUUCCAUUUAGUUACCUCCCAGUUGAGCUUGUCCUCAUCAUCCUCAGAUAUUACAUGCAACCCACCUUUGAUCAGACUGCUCCAUAUUGCUCUAACAGUCCAUAUUCUAAUGCACGCGCCCUCUGUCAUUUCUCCAGAGCUGUCAGGCGGGCGGUACUUCCACAACUCCUCCAUACCAUACUGCUUGGGGACAAUGACACAGUGAGAGUGUUCGUGCAUGCUCUACAUAUGCAAAAAAUGUACGCGGAGAAAGCAAACCACCUCCGUUUCGACUACAUUCCCCAUGUGCACAAGAUCUGGAUCGGACCCCAGUGCCAAGUCCCAUGGGCCUAUACACUGAUUGAGCGUCCGCUUUCCAUCAGCCUCCUCUCUCCGGUGCUACUCGCUGCACCAUCCAUUGCCCUUGACUGGACAAGUAUGGACCUUCUUGAAGGAUGUCUGGAACAUGCAUGGAAGUCCCGUGCAGCCACACAUGCCAACAACGAACAUUCCCCACCUCCCUGGAACACCCAAACCCUGAUCCUGUCGCAUGAGCCCCCCACCAGCGGCGCACGGUGGGGGUGCCUCACGGACACUCCCCAGGGAUCUGCAUUUUUGGCAUCAAUCUCUCACCUCUCAACCACCACAUCCAUGCUCUGGUCGAGCGCAUCAUCCUACCGCAUGCCUCGGUGGAUGGAGGUCACUCCAUGGGCUUCUUUCAAAAGCCUUCAAAUUGUCUCCCUGCCGUACUUGCUUGCUUACGUCGAGCUGUUGACAUUGCCUGCAUCCCUGCUAAGGGACCACCGCGACUGUAUUCCCAGUUUCAUGAAGAAAAUAAAGGCGUUGGAUCACGGAGAGGAGAUUAUUCAAUCAGAUGGUGUUCAUUUAAAGGCGCUCCCUUCUGGCAUUGUGCUCCCUUCUGAUAUCUACUGGCUUACUCUUGAUUGGCAGCAGAAAGUUUGGGCAAGCAUGUUGUAAAGUGGACUUGGGGCGUUAUGAUAUGAUUGGUAUUAUGAAUCUGUACAUAUAUCCACUUCUCGGCAC